AUGCUGUCCUCUAUCUUCGCCCUCGCCCUCCUGCCCUUGUCGGCUCUUUCGCUCACUGUCAACAACCCUUCUACGACAGUCACCUCCGGUGGGAACCUCACCAUUACAUGGUCGACGACAGCGAGCGACCCAUCGACAUUCCACAUCGAGCUGGCGAACGUUGACUUCAACAGCCAGUUCGCUGUCGCGAACAAUGUCAACGCCAGUGCGGGGACACUCACGGUGCAGCUCCCUGAAGUCAACCCUGGGAGCGGCUUUGCAAUCCAGUUUGUGAAUGUUGCAAACAUCAGCCAAGUUUACGCACAGACCAGCGACUUCUCGAUUGCCAGUGCGGUCUCUGGUUCUGCUGCGACGGGUGCCGCCUCAACAGCGACGGGCUCGACGGCUGCAACAGGCACUGCUUCAGUCUCCCUGAGUGUCUCUGGUUCGGUUACCGUGACCCAGUGA
Messenger RNA from Desarmillaria tabescens, 447 nucleotides. RefSeq lists its product as uncharacterized. NCBI's taxonomy places the organism in Eukaryota, Fungi, Basidiomycota, Agaricomycetes, Agaricales, Physalacriaceae. The record is from RefSeq and is a predicted model, not a curated record. The transcript is spliced from 2 exons. Bases 1 to 447 code for a protein of 148 amino acids.